CCGGCCGCCGAGCCCCCCCCUCCGCCGGCCCCGGACAUGACUUUCAAGAAGGAGCCGGCGGCGUCCGCCGCGGCCUUCCCCGCGCCCAGGACCUCCUGGGGCUUCCUGCAGUCCCUGGUGAGCAUCAAGCAGGAGAAGCCCGCCGACCCCGAGGAGCAGCCGCCGGCCCACCACCACCACCACCACCACCACCACCACCACCAUCAGCACCACCACUACGCGGGGCUGUUCGCCGCCGGGGCCGAGGAGCGGUCCCCCGGCCUCGGGGCCGGGGAAGGGGGCGGCCACGGCGUCAUCCAGGACCUGAGCGUCCUCCACCAGCACGUCCAGCCGCAGCAGGCCGGCCAGCACCACCGCGACGUGUUGCUGAGCGGCGGUGGCAGGACUGACGACCCCGGCAGCGAGGAGCCAAAGCAGGACACCAAUGUCAAAAAGGCAAAGAGGCCAAAGCCAGAAUCUCAGGGAAUCAAAGCCAAGAGGAAGCCGAGCGCGUCUUCCAAACCUUCUUCGGUUGGAGACGGAGAAGGUGCCAUCCUCUCCCCAAGUCAGAAACCUCAUAUCUGUGACCACUGUAGUGCUGCUUUCCGGAGCUCCUAUCACCUGCGGAGACACGUCCUCAUCCACACCGGAGAACGGCCUUUCCAGUGCGGCCAGUGCAGCAUGGGCUUCAUCCAGAAAUACCUGCUGCAGAGACACGAGAAAAUCCACAGCAGGGAGAAACCCUUUGGAUGUGACCAGUGCAGCAUGAAGUUUAUCCAGAAGUACCAUAUGGAGAGACACAAGAGGACACAUAGUGGAGAAAAGCCAUACAAGUGUGACACUUGCCAACAGUAUUUUUCAAGGACUGAUCGAUUGCUGAAGCACAGGCGCACGUGCGGCGAAGCCAUAGCGAAAGGAGCCACCAGUGCGGAACCUGGGUCGUCAAACCACAACAGUAUGGGCAAUCUGGCUGUGUUGUCUCAGGGAAACACAAGUUCUUCAAGGAGAAAAUCCAAGUCCAAGAGCAUAGCUAUGGAAAAUAAGGAGCAGAAGACUGGCAAAGCAAGCGAGUCGCAGAUUUCCAAUAGCAUAAACAUGCAGAGUUACUCGGUAGAAAUGCCUACUGUGUCUGCCAGUGGAGGCCUCAUCGGCACUGGUAUAGACGACCUGCAGAAAAGGGUGCCAAAACUGAUCUUUAAGAAAGGAGGCAGGAAGAAUACCGAUAAAAGCUACCUUAAUUUUGUGUCACCAUUACCAGACCUGGUGGGACAGAAGGCCUUGUCUGGGAAACCAGGUGGCUCACUUGGCAUCGUAGCAAAUAACAGUGCGGAGACCAUUAGUCUUCUCCAAAGUACAAGUGGCAAACAAGGUCAAAUAAGUAGUAAUUAUGAUGACGCCAUGCAGUUUUCCAAGAAAAGAAGAUACUUGCCAACUGCCAGCAGCAACAGUGCCUUCUCUAUAAACGUGGGACACAUGGUCCCCCAGCAGUCGGUCAUUCAGUCCGCAGGUGUCAGUGUUUUGGACAACGAAGCGCCCUUGUCACUCAUUGACUCCUCAGCGCUAAAUGCCGAAAUUAAGGCUUGCCACGACAAGUCUGGAAUUCCCGACGAGGUUUUACAGAGUAUUUUGGAUCAAUACUCCAACAAAUCCGAAUCCCAGAAAGAGGAUCCUUUUAGUAUAACCGAGCCACGAGUGGAUUUACACGCCUCGGGAGAACACUCGGAAUUGGUUCAGGAAGAAAAUUUGAGCCCAGGCACCCAAACACCAUCAAAUGAGAAGCCAAGCUCGCUGCAAGAGUACUCCAAAUACCUCCAGCAGGCUUUUGAGAAAUCCACGAACGCAAGUUUCGCUCUUGGACACAGUUUCCAGUUUGUCAGUUUGUCUUCACCUCUCCACAACCACACUUUAUUUCCAGAAAAACAGAUAUACACUACAUCUCCUUUGGAGUGUGGUUUCGGCCAAUCUGUUACCUCAGUGUUACCAUCUUCAUUGCCAAAGCCUCCUUUUGGGAUGUUGUUUGGAUCUCAACCAGGCCUUUAUUUAUCUGCUUUGGAUGCACAUCAGCAGUUGACCCCUUCCCAGGAGCUGGAUGAUCUGAUAGAUUCUCAGAAGAACCUAGAGACUUCAUCAGCCUUCCAGUCCACCUCUCAGAAAUUGACUAGUCAGAAGGAACAACAGAAAAACUUAGAGUCCUCAACAAGCUUUCAGAUUCCGUCUCAGGAGUUAGCUAGCCAGAUCGAUCCUCAGAAAGACAUAGAGCCUAGAACAACGUACCAGAUUGAGAACUUUGCACAAGCAUUUGGUUCUCAGUUUAAGUCGGGCAGCAGGGUGCCAAUGACCUUUAUCACUAACUCUAACGGAGAAGUGGACCAUAGAGUAAGGACUUCAGUAUCAGAUUUCUCAGGGUAUACUAAUAUGAUGUCUGAUGUAAGUGAGCCAUGUAGUACAAGAGUAAAGACACCCACCAGCCAGAGUUACAGGUAAGGUCUUGAAAGUGACCAGGCUGGAGGUCUUCUAACGUAACUUUCUUUUAUUUUGAGAACACUGCCAUUGGAAUGUUUCUACACGAUCCUAUUAAGAAUAAUGUAAUGCCCUUUCAAUGCAACUUUUCAUAUUUAGUUUAUUUUGUUAGUGUGAUUUUAGCUCUGUUUGUAUUAUGAUUUUUAAUCAAAAUCAAUAGAUUAAAAAUAGUUUGACAUUCAAAGUGACAAUGUUUAGCAAUCAGAUUUACAUGUAUAGAUUGUCAGGGAAUAGCCCAAAAGUUUUAAAUGCAAAAAAAGAAAAAAACCACAAAACAAAAACUUCCCAAAAAAAGAAAAAAAAUGACACAAAAAACAAAAAAAGAAACUUUGUUGCUAGGAUUAAGGUUAUUCUAAUUGCUUUACUCUCAGGAAAGUGUAAUAACGCAUGGGAAAUCUGUACGUUAUCACCGUAAUGUAUGUUAUCACCAUAAUGGAAUAUCCAAUUUACAAAUAGGAUAUACAUUUCAUUUAAGUUAAGGGAUCUAAAACAUUUCAGAUUGCUCUUUCUGGGCUGGUUUAAUACACAUUUCAUCUUUUAAGUAAGGGAUCGAAAACAUUUCAAAUGCUAUCUCCAUCUGGGCUGAUCCAAAAUUCUGAGAUUGUGGGCUACCUAUGUUUUGUUGCAGCUUUUAGGUGUACUCUGAACUUCCACACCAUAUUCAUUCCAGCCUGGUAGAACAAAUAUUCUUGGAUCUUUGAUCAAAGCCUGGAAUGAUAGCUUUAAAAAAAGAAGAAAGAGGAAAACAACAAAGCACCCUCUCUCAAUCCCGAGUGUAAGAAGGCUGUAAUUCCAUUAAGCAAUUCUGUUGAUGUCUAGUAGUGUUGAAGCCCAAGUGGUUGGUUGGUUGGUUGGUUGGUUGGUUGGUUGGUUGGUUGGUUGGUUCCAGUAUUAGAGCAUUGGUUGGAAUCAACAUAAGUCAUUGGAAUUUGGGGUGUACAUUAUUAUAUGUGGCCUCAAAAACAUUCUCUCGUCCAUGCUUAUAUAUAUAUAUAUACAUAUAUAUACACAUAUACAUACGUAUAUACAUACGUAUUUAUAUACGUAUAUACGUAUGUGUGUAUUUAUAAAACCUUUAUUUCUGGGUUUUUCGGGGGGUUUUUUUGGUACCUGUUCUUAACUCGUCCUCUUAAGAGUUCUGGACCUUCCUUGUUCCUUCUUGUCCCUGCCUUGAUGGCUUUUAGGUUUAGAAUGACUUAUAUUCCAGUAGGUAAUUGAUUAUGCAUUUUAUAUGUCUUAUGGCAUCCAAAUACUAAACAGUAGAUAAACAUCCCUAGCCCCAUUUUUUUGUUUUGUUUUGUUUUUAAAGUCCCAUACAGGUUUCUAUGUAUAAGAACGCCACAUACUCUGAGCUGUAGAUAGUAAUAGGAUUAUAAUUCUACCUGGUGACUUAGCUCCUGAGAGGGAUGAGAGUGCCAUCAGAACCUCUUUUUGGAAUUACAGCCUUUAAUGUACAUUUCAAAGGGGUGUGUCAGUAUUGUACAGGGGUUUUGUGAAGUCAUCAGAACUUGCUAUGAAUGCUGAUUGCCACUUGAAGCUACUGAUACGCAGUGGCUCUGCUCUAAACCACUUUUUAGCAAUUGUAUUUUUUUCCUGACUAUAUUUUUUAAUGUACUUUGAUGUUUAUGCUGAUGAGUUUUUUUUUAUGUACUUUUGGUGAUGUUUCAAUGUACUCUUCUGACGUCAGAAAAGUACCACUGGUUGUUUGCAGUCUUAUUGUGUAAUCAGCCUACCACAGGCUUCCAUGUAUAAUAAAGUAAUUAAUAUUGUGCAAGUGUAAAACACUUCUGUUAUAAAAGCAGUGUUUGAAAAAUAAGAAAUAAUUAAAAUGGUUACAAAAUACUAGUUAAUUUCCUCCCCCCCCUUUCCUCCCUCCCCCCCAUUUAGCUUUAGCAGCUAAGGGUACCAACUUGUCAUUGAAAGAUUCUUAGAAAAUGUGUUUAAUACUUUUAAAUUCACACAGUACUAAAACGUCUGUAUUAAUUUCAUUUAGUGUGGUAAGUUCUGUUUGGUACAGAGUGCAGGCUGUAACCAGAGGGUGGAGAGGACCUUCCUUCCCACUGUAUCUCUUAAGCUGUAUGAUUUUUCUACAGUUCUUUUUAUUUUUAUUUUUUGUUUUAUACAGGUUUUGAAUUUCUUUUAACUUUUAUUGUGUGUACUGAAUACUGCAUAUGUAUUAUUCUUGAUUGUUUGCUCUAGUUUACUACCAAUAAAAGUCCUGUUAAUCACAAA
Molecule: messenger RNA, 4731 nt
Organism: Dipodomys ordii (Ord's kangaroo rat)
Lineage: Eukaryota; Metazoa; Chordata; Mammalia; Rodentia; Heteromyidae
Gene: Znf281
Product: zinc finger protein 281
Exons: 1
Biological process (GO): regulation of transcription by RNA polymerase II
Cellular component (GO): nucleus
Molecular function (GO): RNA polymerase II cis-regulatory region sequence-specific DNA binding; DNA-binding transcription factor activity, RNA polymerase II-specific
Source: RefSeq, a predicted model, not a curated record